GUCUCACCAACAGUCCUCCAGUGAACACCAGGAGUCAAAAUAACAAAAUGGCGUCAAUUAAAGUGGUGUGUUUAAUUGUUGCGCUGUUAGGGGCAGCGGUGGCUCAACCCUCUAAAGAAGAAUUCUGGAAGGGAACAGCCAUGGACGGCAUGGUCGAGGAGAUGCGAUCUGGCUGCAACGAGGGAUCCGAUCCCACUGCCUGUAUCAAAUAUAAGGUUAUGUCCUUAUUAGACAGCAUCUUUAAGAAGGACACUUUCCAGAUCACUGAUGAUGUUGAAGUAACAAAAAAUGGCGCUAGCGAUGAAGCAUCAGCUCGUUCUACUGGCGACUUCAUGGAUUCCAUCGAAAACUACAUUCAGUCUCAUGAUGUUACUUUCCAAUUACCCAUUGCUGAUACCAAAGUGACAGUGAGCCCUAGAAACCUCGGCAACGAUGAACUCAGCCUGAACAUCAAAUUCAACAAGGAGGAAGGAGCUCGUUCCGUAGGCGAGGCUCGUAAAGCUAAGCUCAAGAAGAUCAUCGUUCCCAUCCUGGUGUUCGUACUCCUCAAGGCCAUGACUCUCAUCCCCCUCGCUAUCGGUGUCCUCGGUCUGAAGGCUUGGAACGCUCUGCAGCUGUCUUUCUUCUCUUUCGUCGUGUCCGUCGCGCUAGCUAUCUUCCAGCUUUGCAAGAAGUUUACCCAGAUUGCCGCAGACAACUCGCACCCUCAGAUCGCCGCCCACGGGCCGUGGGAUGCCGCUUACGCCGCCACCCGUCAUAGGCGAGACGCUGAACCCCAAGAGUUGGCUCAAGAGCUCGCUUACAACGCCUACCACUAGAAUCUUGACGAUGCUAUGAGGAAAUUGACCAAAAAAGACCUCCCUUAGUACAUUUAAGCUCCUAUAACUUAUUUGGGUAUUUCAUAUCCUCGUAUCUUUUAUAUUGGAUUCCGAUAAACGACCGAUGCUAACCCGACAACCGUCUGUUUGUCGCUUCAAACAAACGGGUAUAAACCAAAAAGGUUUUUCGAAACCAUGUAUGUAAAUAGUGUGAAAUUAUUUAUUUGAUUGUGUGAUUGAUUGUGAUGUGUGAUUGAUGUUAUUUAUUGUUUAAAUAAAUCAUUUAAAAAUA
Messenger RNA from Melitaea cinxia (Glanville fritillary), 1110 nucleotides. RefSeq lists its product as uncharacterized. The record is from RefSeq and is a predicted model, not a curated record. Lineage: Eukaryota; Metazoa; Arthropoda; Insecta; Lepidoptera; Nymphalidae. The transcript has 3 exons. Bases 48 to 818 code for a protein of 256 amino acids.